This is a messenger RNA of Dromaius novaehollandiae (emu), 3879 nucleotides long. RefSeq names its product arylacetamide deacetylase (gene AADAC). Lineage: Eukaryota; Metazoa; Chordata; Aves; Casuariiformes; Dromaiidae. The coding region runs from base 1434 to 2516 and encodes 360 amino acids. The record is from RefSeq and is a predicted model, not a curated record. Gene Ontology annotation, molecular function: carboxylic ester hydrolase activity. Gene Ontology annotation, cellular component: membrane. The transcript is spliced from 12 exons.
CGCCCCGCGCGCCCUUCCCGCCCCUCCCAUCCCGCCCCGCGCGCCCUUCCCGCCCUGCCCCGCGCGCCCUUCCCGCCCUUCCCAUCCCGCCCCGCGCGCCCUUCCCGCCCUGCCCUUCCCAUCCCACCCUGCGCGCCCUUCCCGCCCUGCUGUGUGGCGUCGCGUCGCCGUGAGGGCGCGGCGUGCCCCGUGCUCGCGGUUCGUGCGGCCGCGCCAUCGUGGGAGCCCGUGCGCGGCGCUGGAGUGGGUUGAUUGCAGUGCUGUAGCAAAAGUGUUACCUCCCUUCUCUGCUCUGGUUUCUGCUGAACUGUGGAAGGACACGGUAACAGAAAUGAACUUACGAGCUUACGUGGAGUACAUUGAAGAAUUGGGAGGAGAAUGUAAAUCAGAGGUUGUAUUGGAAGUUCUCGGAGUUUGAUUCAGAUCUUGAAAUAGUCACAAUGUAAAGGGUCUCCUGUCAGAGCUCAGAUGCCCUCAACCUCAGUGUCUUCAGUACCUGUUGACAGCAGCAGCUGACUUCUCUCAAGUGCAGUGGAGAUACUGAACAAAGCCCACUUUGUAAGUCAGUGAUCUCCACCUGUGAACUUGCAAAAGCCUGGGAUUCUUCUGCGACUGUGUGGCUGGUCUGUCUUCAAAGGAAGAACAGGAGGAGCUCAGAUGACUUUUGCCUCCUCCUGCGAUGCAAAGAGGAGGCCAAAGCAGAAGGGAAAUCAGAGCCAUGUCAGGUGCCUGCUGAGAUACAGCCUUGUCAGUUUUGAGGCGAAUAAGAAGUUUUCCACAAAUUCAGAAGAUCAUCCGGGAGUAUUUAUAUUUUUUACUGAUGAGUGAAACAGAAAACAGCUGGCAUUGGCUUACAGCACUGUGAACUUGCCUGGGUAGCUGCGUUGCAGAGAAAGCCUGUCCUUUAAGGGAACGGCUUCGUGAAUGCACCCUGCGAAGCAGCCCGGGAAGCUGUCAUGAAAAGCAAAGGAGUGUAACGGGAGCUGUGCAGGGCUAUUGCCCCUGACAGACAGACAGACAGACAAAGCAACUGAGCAUCCCUUGGAGGGGGGGCACAGAAGAAAUGAGGGAGCUGCUGCUUUUCUAGGCAGCUUGUCCCUUGCAAGUGGUAACAACUGUUCUUAAUUAUCUGCAAAGGAAAAAGGCUAAGGGGGCAGUCUACACUUCCAUAGUGCAAAGGAGACAUGGCACAACUUGGAUAACUGGUGGCGUUUCACGAACAUGCUCUAUACCAGUAUCUCAUAAAAUGAAUGCUUAUUCAAAUACCAGCAUUGCGGCUUCAUGGAGGUAUCAGGCAGAGCACCGGUCUCGUCGCCUCAAAGCAGAAACUGCGGAGUGGAAAAACAGCAAUGAUAUGUGUGUGAGAAUGGAGCUGUCGUGUGGAGGAAGAAAUGUUGAGAGGCUUGGGAUAGUUCAGCUUAGGAAUAGGACAUAUGAGGAAGGCUGGCUUUGUCGAGUGGCUGGGUCUGAUGCACUAUAUGGAAGCUCUAAUGCUGAUCACGGUUGUUGAAUACGUGCCACCAACGUCAGAUGAAAACGUCACUGUGACAGACACGGAGUUCAGUAAUGUUCCAGUUCGCUUAUAUUUGCCCAGAAAGCAGUCGAGUGGAUUGAAGAGGGGCAUGGUUUACUUUCACGGUGGAGGAUGGUGUGUAGGAGGAACAGGCAUGAAAGCCUAUGACCUUCUGUCAAGAAAGACUGCAGACCAGUUAAAUGCUGUUGUGGUAUCAGUCGAUUACAGGCUGGCACCUAAGUACCAUUUUCCAGUUCAGUUUGAAGAUGCAUAUUCGGUAACAAAAUUCUUCCUCCAAAGCAGUGUCCUCUCGCAAUAUGGGGUGGACCCAAAUCGGAUCUGUGUUGCAGGAGACAGUGCAGGUGGCAACUUAGCUGCAGCUGUGGCACAACAGUUGUUAGAUGACCCUGAAGUCAAAACUAAACUUAAAGUCCAAGCCUUGCUUUAUCCUGCUCUUCAAACUCUUGACCUCAAUUUGCCAUCUUACCAAGAUAAUGAAAACAAGCCAAUUCUGUCUAAGUCACUUAUGAUCCGGUUCUGGAGUGAAUACUUCACUACCGAUUCAUCUCUUAGAGAAGCAAUGGCCUCCAACAGGCAUGUUCCAGCUGAAUCAAGCCACUUAUUUCAGUUUGUAAACUGGAGUAAUUUGCUGCCUGAUGAGCUAAAAAAAGAUCAUGUUUAUACCAGUCCCGUUUAUGGAAGCUCCAGCCUUGGGAAGAAGUAUCCAGGGUUUCUGGAUCCAAGAGCAGCUCCUCUGCUGGCGGAAGAUGCCAAGUUACGUGGCUUGCCUCUGACGUAUGUUCUUACGUGUGAACAUGAUGUCUUGAGGGAUGAUGGAGUCAUGUAUGUCUCACGGCUUAGGGAAGCAGGAGUUCAAGUAGUGCACAGUCAUGCUGAGGACGCAUUUCAUGGGGCUCUGUUGUUUGUUUCAAGCCUAGGUGACUUAGCCGUAGGACACAGAUUGUCAAAUCAAUAUAUGAAGUGGUUAAAUGACAACCUAUAAAUUGAAAAUGUUGAUUUAACAUGCCUGGCUCAUGCUCACUGGAUGCAGUUGAGGUGCUUAGGGAUAAUAGGGUGGGUCUGUGCAAGCUUUUUGGGUAUGAGAUUGCCACCUUCACUGUGUGUUUCCCGCAGUAACUGGAUUACAGUGUUUCUCAUCUGCUCUGGCAGGCAAAUUAGCUUGGUUCUGUUCUAAGCGUUCUUUCAGUGCUGUCAUGUAAGUCCAGAGACCCCAUAAACCAUCCGUUGCUAUCUUGGGGUUUCUCUCCUGGCCAAGACCAGGAGGGUUCUUGCGCCUGGCCUUCCUCCUCCCAGCUGCUUUUGCACGCUGCAGCCCCCGCUGAGGUCCUCUGGGCUCACCUGCUGACCCGCAUGGGAGCGAAAGACUUGAUGUGUUGCUUCUUUCUGUUGUUUCUUGUUUCUUUCUAUUACUGCUUCAUCACAGUAGGCUUGUGGAAAUUUUUAACAUCAUUGUUUGUAUAUGGAGGACACUUGGUAGCUGUUUGCUUCGCAUCCCCUUUGGGGUCCUUUCCCUCGGCCUCCAGAGCAGCUUUGCAGCGUGUAGUGCUGCUGGGUCCCUCAGCAGUGGGAAGUCGUGUUUCGGAACAAGUGAUGGUGUUGAGUGGAAGUGCAGCAACCAAAUUUCAUGAAUUUAAAAGGCAGUUUGUGAAAACCUGCCAACUGUAUGUGGCUAGUGUUUUUGUGACAUUGUCUUGCCCUAGCAGAGUUCAAAAUAAGCAUCUGAAAACAGUGCUGGAUGGCUAUAAUACAGUACAAAUGUUAAAAACAUAACUGUUUUGUGUUAUUUGUUUUAUUCAGUAGUUACUUUCAUUAAUCUCUGUAGUAGAAGGAAAUAGCAUAAUUAACACUGGAUACUCAUCAAAUAAAGGAAAGCAAAGAUUAUAGCCUUACGAUAGUACUGCUGUAUAUUUUAUUCUCUACUUACUAAAUAAGGUAUGUAUCACGUAUUCUAAUUAUUCUAAAAUUGUUUAGCAGUAUUUUCAUAUGAAUUUCUAAAAGUAAAAUUGAAUAGCUCUAUAGCUCUCUCUAUAAGAGAAAGAAACACAGUUCAGCUGUCAGUCUUGAACAGAUGUCCUCUAUAUCAGUGUUUUGUGUAUUAAAUGUACAUCCUAAAAAUUCAGAAUGAUGAAUGCACAUAUUCAUUGGCUGUUGGUUUUAUAGUGAUCAUGACAAACAUUUACUUCUGGCACCCUGUUUUUUUUCUUUUGUGUAAAAGACCUUGAAUCUUCAAAAAUAUUGUUUCUUCCAAAUGUGUAUGCAACCUGUUUAAAUGCAAUGCAUGUGUAAUUUUCUUUGUUUUUCAUCUUUAUGUUUAAUAUAAAAAUUAAACUUGUCUUUGAUUCUAA